Molecule: messenger RNA, 1214 nt
Organism: Lathyrus oleraceus (garden pea)
Lineage: Eukaryota; Viridiplantae; Streptophyta; Magnoliopsida; Fabales; Fabaceae
Exons: 4
Coding region: 2-1159 (385 amino acids)
Source: RefSeq, a predicted model, not a curated record
UAUGGAUAAACCAUCUAGCUCUUCACCAAAAAAAAAGAAGACUAGAGGUGUCACAGCAUUGCUACGUUUCAUUGCCAAACUUCCUGAUGGUGAAAAAUACCAAAUUGAUUUUGAUCCUGAUACCUUCCAACCCAUUGGUCAGUAUGCUGCAAAGUUUAAAAGUUAUUUGUCAUUCAUUGCACGUAGCAAGGUUAGUAUAAAUGAAAAGCAAUGGAAAAAGAUAAGCGAUAAGUUGAAGGACGUGAUAUGGGACGAUAUCACGUGUAAGUUCACUUGCCCCACUGAUAAAGAAUUUAGGAAGCAUUGGUUUGUUUAUAUGGGGGAACGAUUGAAGCAAUUUAAGACAUUGCUCUCAAAUGUCUAUAUAUUUGGGAAAGGAGAUAAGCAUGGAAAUACAACUCCAUUUGAAAAGUAUAAAUUUAUCAAAGAAGAAGAUUGGGAUUUGUUUGUCCAGACUCGACAAAAAGAAGAUUUUCAAGAGAAAAGGCUAAAAGGAAAGACACAUGCAUCAAAGAAUAUCCACCCUCAUAUUUUGUCUCGUGGUGGUUAUGAAAAACUUAGGGCCACCGUAAUGGAAGAGAGGAGGAAAAAAGUGAUUGAAGAGGCCAAAGGUGAUGAAAGUUUGAUGGUUGACCCUCCCGAACUAAAGCGAUAUGAGGCAUGGUUGAUGGCUCGACAGAAGCCAUCGGGAAAUUUUACAUCUGAGGCAACAAACUUAGUAGCAUCUAAGAUUGGAGAGUUAGUGGAAAAAAAUACACAAGGUACUAUUGUCUUUGAAGGGCAUGACGAUAUCUUGACUGUUGCCCUUGGAAUAAAUGAACACCCUGGUCGGAUCCGCACUGCUCCUAGGGGUGUGGGCUUUAAGAAAUUCUAUGGAAAAAGUUCACGCUCCACCUUAGGAGGUGUCUCUCAAGAUGACCUUCUAGCCCACCUUCAAGCCUUGGAGCAAAAAAUGAAUAUAGAUUUCCAACAUAAAUUACAAAAACAUCUCCAACAACAAAGAACAGAGCUCCAACAACAAAUGCAAAAAGAGAUGCAAGAGGAGAGAGCUCAAAUCCAACAAGGAAUGAAACUCCUACAACAGAUGCAAUUGGAGCUCCGCUCCGAGAGGCCUAAAGAGAUGUUUAUAAAAGAGGUAUGCGUAACUGGAUACAAUUAAUCUACUAAAAAUUAGAAAAAAAUUAAUUUAAUUAAUGUUCACUUGAUACAGCAUG